This is a messenger RNA of Caenorhabditis sp. 36 PRJEB53466, 702 nucleotides long. NCBI's taxonomy places the organism in Eukaryota, Metazoa, Nematoda, Chromadorea, Rhabditida, Rhabditidae. The record is from the annotation of a GenBank genome assembly.
AUGUGGUGCAUCGUUCUCUUGUUGGCCGUCGUCGCCACUUCUGUCCACGCCCAAAAAGGUCUGUACACUUUGUUGAUCUCCAAACGCUCGUUUUUCACGUUCUUUUCUUCUUUUGCAUAUUUAAUAUCACUUUGAAAACGUAAAAGGUCUUUUCAUCUUCGGUCCGCUCAUAAAGGAUUGUUUUUCAGAAGACGAACCGAUCGUUUUUCUCGUGCGAGUGCCCCAAUUGGAAGAUUUUGAUGAUUCCUCGCUUGAAUCUUUCUACCACCCUAGAGGUCAGUCAGGGGAAAUUGCGGCAGUUCCGGUCGGAGGGGAAGAAGAAGAAGGAGAAGCACGCCUCCGAAGUGAAAUUGAAACUUUCUUCUUGCUUCCGGAAGACUUAGAUUACUGUACUUCCUCGUUUGCAGACGUAUUCACGAAAAGAGCAAUUCCGUUCAAUGGCGGCAUGUACGGCAAGAGAUCGACAAUGCCGUUCUCCGGAGGAAUGUACGGAAAACGGUCGAGUGUCGGACCGAUUUAUGCUCAACGACGGGCCGCCAUCCCGUUCUCCGGAGGUACGAAACCGAGAAGAAGUGCCCCGGAUUACUGUAGUCUCUUUCAGGAAUGUACGGAAAGCGUUCGGUUUCGGUGAGCUAUGGGAACAACGAGAACCAGAUCAAGCGAGGAGCGAUGCCGUUCUCGGGCGGCAUGUACGGACGAUGA